Messenger RNA from Homalodisca vitripennis (glassy-winged sharpshooter), 2564 nucleotides. RefSeq lists its product as uncharacterized. Gene Ontology annotation, cellular component: plasma membrane. Gene Ontology annotation, molecular function: long-chain-alcohol O-fatty-acyltransferase activity; diacylglycerol O-acyltransferase activity. Gene Ontology annotation, biological process: triglyceride biosynthetic process. Bases 155 to 2545 code for a protein of 796 amino acids. The record is from RefSeq and is a predicted model, not a curated record. NCBI's taxonomy places the organism in Eukaryota, Metazoa, Arthropoda, Insecta, Hemiptera, Cicadellidae. The transcript has 5 exons.
AUUUAUGUGAGUGGUGAACAAACAGGAUUUAGGACCGAGAACUUGAGAGUAUUCCUCAGACAUACUUCCCACAUUCACUGCAACAGUUACUUCCUCGUCCCUUCUCGACCAGUCAGUUUAGUUUUAAAUUUAAUUUGAACAACAGACCUAAGAGAUGUCUCGACUUGGAGUGGUACGGUGGUUGCCCAACCUGGAAUACAGUGGCAACGGUUCAGCCAACACGACUAACAGCCUUGCAAUGUUUUCACCAACUGCCAAGGAAGAAUGGAUCCAAGCAGAUGUUAUCAUAUCAGCCUGUGUCAUCGCCGUACUUCUAAUACACGCUCACUUCUGCCAACUGUCCAAAGUGGGCGUGACUACUCUGCUGGCCCUAUUGAGUCUCGCGGUAUCUCUUCUGAUCGCUCCAUUGGUUGGCAGCAUCCUACUAGUGUUCGCUAUUUACCGUCAGGUGGUCAUUACUGUACUGAGAGCCACUGUCGGCCAUCACUUCUCUGGCCUGUUAUUCGGCACUGAUGCAUUCUGGGCCCUCGAAGAUGACACAUCUCUCUCCGUCAUUAACAUACUGGCUCUGGCAGAUUUCAGCUUUAUUGUUUCCGCUUCAACUCAAGAUGAUGAGCCCCUCCAGACCAUAUCUGAGCUCAUCCAAGACCGUCUUUUGACUUCACCUGUUCCCUUUCCUAAGCUUAUGUGGUAUAGAAAACAGUCAUGCCUCGGCUACUUCUACUGGGAAAGCCAAAGCAGCAUCAACAUUGCAGACCACAUCCGCUGGAUGGACAUCGAAGAUCAGGGAGAUCGAACAAUUACUGAACAAUCUUUGAAGAACUUCGUAUCUUCAGUGACAAACUCUAAUCUACCUGCUAAUCAUGCCGCAGGUUGGGAAAUACUCGUCGGGCGGUAUCCUAUCAAACCUUCUUCAGAUCUUCUGGAUGCAAUGGAGAAUGGCGGAUGGAUAACAAAGUCUUGCGCCGGAGUUCGUUAUCCGGUUUUGUUCAGGGUCCAUCACAGCAUUGGAGAUGGAAUCGCUUUGGUAAAUCUGCUGUUAGAUUCACUUGGCGACCCUUGCACUCGCUGUAACACUCCUAUCCAACAAUUUCGCUGCACUUCCCCUACUUUUGAUAGGAAUUUCGUUAGACCCAAGACUCCUACGAUAUAUGAAGAACCUGAGGACAGACCUAUUAUUUCAUCAUGGCAAGAAUCUGAUAUUCCAAAAUCAUCUUCUUGUGAAUUUAAGUCUAUUUGUGUUGAUAUUCCAGCAGAACCUAGUGCACUUUUAAAAAGAAGUACCACGUUUGACUUCAGUGAAUGCUCGUCUAUGAAUUAUUCCAGAGACAACAAAAUGCAUGGAUUAAGAUCUAGUGUAAGAACUGCUUGCAAAAGAGUUUUGAGUUUCAUCGAUGAAACGAAAGAAUUUAAAACUAAACUUAGUCAAACAGAAAUGAAAGACUUCAAUAUUGUUGUUAAUGAUCGACCUAGUGGAGAGUUUUUAGAUCUUAUCAAUAGCGCGACAAUGCUGGAAGAUCCUUACACGCAGGUAGAAGAAAAUGAAAACAGAAUUAUUCAGUUUUUACUGAAAAAAUGCACAGCUGGUCUCUGUAUGUUCGUAAACGUAAUUUGUAAAUUUGUGAAAUCGUUGGGAGCUCUGAUACGUCAAUGGUCUGUCCUAUUAUUUAUACCGGCAUCGUUGUUGAAUCAAGCCCUCACGCAAACUCAAGACAGUAAUCUUUUACACGGCCCAAAAUUAUCCGGCCACAAGGUGGUAGCUUGGUAUUUCGAACAGCAAGACAACUCUGACCAGCUGUUGAUGUCGAUGAUCAAAAGAAUCCGGGCAAAAACAGGAGUUCGCUUCUCGGACGUGUUGCUGACAGCAGUUUCUGCGAGUUUGGAGAAGUUCUACGCGCAGAGCAACGAAGUGCCACAGUUCAUCACAGUGGUAAUACCAGCAAGGCUAACACCUCCACCGUCAACACAGGCUUUGACGAAGGUGAUAAAAACGAAAAAUUUCUCAACCAAAGUAACAAAGAUAACGGAAAAUACUGAAAGCAGUCUGGAAAACAAAUUUUCAGUAGCUCUUCUACCUUUGCCGAUUGCCAACAAUAGUUCAAACCAAUUAAAACUCUUCACUAAGCUGCGGCAAGUCCGGAAACACUGUGAUUUACUCCGAAAUUCUCCUGACUACCUGGUGAACUACUGGCUGUUGAGAGUAGUGGCCACCCUGUUACCCACGUGGCUGCUGCGACCGAUGAUGCAGAGCACUCACAGCACCCUCGUGCUCAGUAAUCUCCCCGGACCCACCAGGCUCACUAAGCUGGCCGGCCACACGUUGCACGACCUUGUCUUUUGGGUCCCCAACAGGACAACCACAGGUGUUGGAGUAACCGUGUUGAGCUACGCUGGCCGGUUACAGCUUGGUCUGAUGGCUGACCGGGCACUCAUCGCCUGUCAACAAGACACACAGCUGAUCUUGGACGGUGUGGCCACAGCUAUACAACAGAUGGACCAACUGUCUUCUCCUCAAGACACCACUCAUGUACCGCCGGCUCAAUAAACGCUUUUUACUUACUUUC